Molecule: messenger RNA, 805 nt
Organism: Phanerochaete carnosa HHB-10118-sp
Lineage: Eukaryota; Fungi; Basidiomycota; Agaricomycetes; Polyporales; Phanerochaetaceae
Exons: 1
Coding region: 219-392 (57 amino acids)
Source: RefSeq, a predicted model, not a curated record
CUGAUCGUGCUUUUAUAGUGUGAAUAUGACACAUGCGUGGAUCUCAUACGAUGGUUAGACACGCUCGAGGCGUGGUAUGAUGGGGUCUUAUUCCACGGAAAUGCCGACAUGUUGACUAUGGAAGACUUCUUCGACUUUGGGAAGGCAAGCAUUGUGAGAUUAUUGUCUCCGCUAACACCUAACAGGACGUGGUCUUGGCCCCGUCUACGUGCAAACAGAUGUUGACAGGGCUCACGCAGCUCGAUGUUGACCCUAACGAUGAACAGGUGUACACGCCCGUUAUAGCACAGGUGCGCGCGGUGAUGCGCCAUCGGAAAAAAGAGGUCCAAAACUACAUGGCCAAGAUAAUGAUUCUAAUGGAGGAACGAGAAAUGUCGCUGGGCCAUGGCUGAGUGGGUAUGUUACUGACAGCCCCGUCCGAUCUGGAUUGAUUCACGUCUGUUACCUCCGUUUCCAAUACCAUUGACGACCUUUCUCUUCCGCGAACGGGAUGCACCGGCGUGGAAGAUUCCAGUGGUUCUAAGCCCGCCGUCGUGGGUCGCCGUGUCUAAGCAAGGGCUUUACGUGUUAACUUUACGGCACUGACUGGCGCCUUGUACAUUGGCUGCGGCCGAAGUUGGCCGAACGCCACAAGGCUGAUGGUAGCCGCGCGUUUUUCGAACCGCGCUGCCUUGACCCCGACCACACCCUCCAUUUGCCACCGCCUGCCGGCUUCGAAGAGCUCUUCGUCCGCGGAACCCCGGGGAGAUAUCUUUUUGCGUGUGUUGCCCAACUUCGAAGAUCAAUCGUACGUGGAGCACUCCAA